UUUACUACUAUUACUAUUACAAAAUCAAAAUAAAAUGCCAAUGAAUUACACACAAUACCAAUAAACUAGUUAAUAAAUCCAGUGUAUAAUCCUUCCUCAAAGCCUAUCAAAGACUAGUCUUCACUACCUUCUGGAAGGCCAAGCUAGCUUCUAGAAAUAGGUUGUUCUGGACUAUCAAUGUCAAGAUGGAAAAUUAGUUUUUCCUAGCUUCAGGAACCCCCACUACAUGAAAGUGGAAGACCACAAGCAGCUUCUUCCAGGAGAAACUCUUCAGACAGAUAAACUGCAGGCAACAUAGGCACUUGGAGAUAUUUAGGUGCCAAGUUAUGUACAGCUUUAUAAAUUAAAACCAAUACUUCAGCUACAGGGUUGAUAUAAUACCUUGUGCUAAAUGUCCUAGUUGUAGCUGUUUGAAGAAAUCCACAUUAGGAGGAAGAAGCAGGAGGACUGAACAAAAUGCCAGUGUGAUUAUCUUGUCACCUUUUACUGUACCAAGACUACCUGCUUUUUCUACAUCAGAAGCAUCCAAAAGUACCUAAACAGCUAUGUUGUAGUAGUGCAUGGAAUAUUGGUGUGCCUAUCUCAAACAGAGUGGGAUUAUUGGGAAGAAAUUAGAUGUUGCUUCUUUUAAACUGAACUGAAUCAACUCGAUAGCACUCCUAAUAAAAUUCAAACAGAUGUCAAGGAUCUUAGACAUUUUAAAAAACAAAGAAUGCAACCAAGUUAGAUUUGUUAAUUUGCCAUUAUGAAAUACAUAUUUCAACCAUAUGCUUUCAUAAAAAAUAUUGUAUUGUCUUUUUUCUUAACAUUUUACAAAGGUCAUUGCAACAUCAUUUUCCUCCUCACAUCUAGUUCUUCUUUGAACUUUAAUAACGAACAUAACGUUCUGCUUAGAUUAUCUCAGUGACCCUUAGACUUUAUUAUAUUAGAAACCAUAAACUACAUCUGAAGAACUAUAAAAAAGAUAGAAUUACAGUUCAUUCUUUUUGGAGAACCACCAUUUCAUAUUCCAUAGCUAAACUACCAAGCAGCAAUGCCUGCAGAUUACAAUGGGAAAUGGGAAAUGGUAUUAAAUGAAAACUUUGAAGGUUAUAUGAUUGCUUUGGGCAUCGAUUUUGCUACCCGUAAGAUUGCAAACCAUCUAAAACAAACAAAAGAAAUUAUUCAGGAUGGAGACAAUUUCAAGACAAAAACACUGAGCACUUUCAGAAACUAUGAAUUGAAUUAUACCAUAGGAGUGGAAUUUGAAGAGCACACCAAGGGGCUUGACAAUCGAGUUGUGAAGUCAACAGUGACUUGGGAUGGUGACAAACUUGUCUGUGUCCAGAAAGGUGAAAAAAACAAUAGAGGCUGGAAACACUGGAUUGAAGGAGACAAACUGCAUCUAGAAUUGACUUGUGAAGACCAGGUGUGCCAUCAAGUCUUCAAGAAGACAAAAUAGACUGAUGAAGCUGAUGUAGCUGCCACAUUUGUGUUGAUUUUUCUCUCUCUUUAAUGAUAAAUAUAGGAAUAAAAGUUUGGUUUUUGUCAGUGAUCCAUGGUUUUGUUUGAUUAGCAAAUAAUGUAUAAAAAUAAUAUUAAACACCUGCACACUUUAUAAAGGAUCGUUGCCUUCCAAAUAGGAAUUAAACAAAAGUUUUGUUCUAUUUCCCAAACCUUAGAAGGUAUGUUUUUCUAGUAAUAGAGAUAUCCUCGUGCAAUGAUGCAAGAAUUUUUUUAAAAGUUCAUGCUGACAAUAGUAUCUCUGUAUGUUUUCUUGUCUUCUUAAUACAUUUGUGUGGUAUCUAAAAUAAAGUAUCAUUGACUGGA
Messenger RNA from Crotalus tigris (Tiger rattlesnake), 1809 nucleotides. RefSeq names its product retinol binding protein 2 (gene RBP2). Gene Ontology annotation, biological process: fatty acid transport. The record is from RefSeq and is a predicted model, not a curated record. Bases 1034 to 1441 code for a protein of 135 amino acids. Gene Ontology annotation, cellular component: cytosol; nucleus. The transcript has 4 exons. Gene Ontology annotation, molecular function: fatty acid binding. NCBI's taxonomy places the organism in Eukaryota, Metazoa, Chordata, Lepidosauria, Squamata, Viperidae.